Messenger RNA from Cavia porcellus (domestic guinea pig), 1389 nucleotides. Its product is annotated as V-set domain-containing T-cell activation inhibitor 1-like. The transcript is spliced from 5 exons. Gene Ontology annotation, cellular component: external side of plasma membrane. Lineage: Eukaryota; Metazoa; Chordata; Mammalia; Rodentia; Caviidae. Gene Ontology annotation, molecular function: signaling receptor binding. The coding region runs from base 280 to 1062 and encodes 260 amino acids. The record is from RefSeq and is a predicted model, not a curated record. Gene Ontology annotation, biological process: regulation of cytokine production; T cell receptor signaling pathway.
AUGGAAUGUUUGAAUAAUGGAUAAAGGACAGUUGCCCAACGUUAGUCUUUAGUCUGGUCUUCCACUGUAUUAUCUUGCAAGAAUUUUCUUUAGCCAACAAAGACUGCUCUAGAAAUAAUAGAGCAUUUUGCUGAAUGUUUGUGGUGACAGCUUGGUAAUAGCAGUGUCUCCAAGCCCUCUCCCCGAGGACUGCCACAUGACUGUUCUUUGGAAGACAUACUGACUCCACCUCAUUUGAUUCUCAUCCAGUGCAUUGGAGGUACCAGCAUAAUACAGAAAAUGUCCUUCUUUUUGGUGUCUGUCAAGCUACUUCUACUUCUUCGUGGGGCAGUCUCAGUGUUGGCAGAAGAGUUGCGGGCCCGCCCUUUCACUGAUGUGACCCUCUCCUGCCAUUUCUCCUUUGUGGAGGGCACAGAAAAUCUUGAAUUUUCUUGGGAAAGAGAAGACAUCAUAGAGGAAUAUGAGGUAGAUGAGGAUGAGAAAUUUUACCGUUUUUUCCGGCACUAUGAUUUCUUCGAAGUUUUCACAAAGUUAGUUUAUCACUUUCACAAUAACACAGAGCAACUAGAAGAGCAAAAUGCCAUGUAUGAAGGAAGAGUUUCUGUGGAUCAGGAUGAAAUUUCUGAGGGGACUCUAUCACUGCUGCUAAGAAAUGUGGACUUCAUUGAUGAAGCGAUGUACAAGUGCUCGGCCAUCACACCAGAUGGAAGAGGCCAAAGUACAGUUAAGCUGAUUAUAGAAGAUGCUGAAAUGCCCCAGGUGCAAUUUGACAAGACUGAUGAAGAGCCUGUGGCCAUUUGCAUCUCCAAUGGCUGGUACUUUGCACCCAAUGUGACCUGGUUGGACCGGGGUGAGAGGGACCUGAGUAACCAAAGUACAGUUGAAAUCCUGGAGGAGCAGAUAAAUGGCCUCUUCCGGGUGUACUCUGUCCUGAAAUACCCAGUCAAGUUAAAUGAGAAAUACGUCUGUAGUAUCCAAGAGACAGACCAGAACUACAGGCCCAUCAGAAAGAUCCGCAGGUACCCAAAGAGAAGAUAUCCCCAAUCAUAUGGCUACUACUAAGAGAGGUGAAUAACGGCUACUCAAGCACCUGUCUUGCCUUAAACCACUGGAGUGCUUGGUUUCUUUUGUGGAUGGUAUAUUUUUUAUCCUAAACAAAAUAAAUUGAUCAAUCAUGAACAGAAAAAGUAAGGAGGUAAGAGGACUAGCAUGUUACCUAGAAGCUCAUACAUUUUGCCUUUCUUUUAUCUAUAUGUUGAAGUCUUGUCUCUUCAUUUCUAUUUUUGUUUUAUUUAGAAGAUUUAACUGUAUUUGCACUUAUGCCUAUCAUGUUAAAUUCUGAAUAAUAUUCAAAACUCUCAAGUACAAAAUAAAGAAGAUAAAACCUGA